This is a messenger RNA of Chlamydomonas reinhardtii, 1689 nucleotides long. RefSeq lists its product as uncharacterized. Lineage: Eukaryota; Viridiplantae; Chlorophyta; Chlorophyceae; Chlamydomonadales; Chlamydomonadaceae. The record is from RefSeq and is a predicted model, not a curated record. Bases 155 to 766 code for a protein of 203 amino acids. The transcript is spliced from 6 exons.
UAAAUGCCUUCCAAACAUGAUUAUUAGGACCUUAGCAUGAAUGACACGACUCCAGCGUUACCUACGCGCACAUGGCCUGAACACAGGGAUCCGUGUCUUUACAUACAUUAACACAGCAUGCUGUGCAGCCUUAAAGGUCGUCGGCGUACUUGUUAUGGCGCUGGGAGGUGUGCUGUAUAGGCAAGCUGCCACUGGCUCCGGCUCAGGAUUCAAAGUGCAUGGCCAGGCUGUCUCCCUGAACUCCCCCGGCACAUCUCCGCUACUGCCGCUGCUAGUGCUCGGCAGCACGGGCCUUGUCCAGGUGUCGGCGGCCUGGACGGGGCUGGGGGCCUGCCACUGGCACCUGCCCUGGCUGCUCAAUGUCCAGCUGGGGCUCCUGGCGCUACUACUGGCCAGCCAGAUGUGCAUCACGGCCGCAGUGGUGUCGGCGUCUGAAGCCAAAGCCGGUAUUGGCCGGGUGGCGGGGCUGCCACACGCGCCAUCCAGUGGACGGGAGGUCUUGUUUGACGCGCUGAGGUCGCACUGGGGCCCCGGCAUUGCGGUCGUGGCAGUGGAAGUGACAACAUUGCUCGUCGCGUGUUUGCUACACGCCAUGUACAUACGGGCAGACGAAGCCGCGGAAGAAGCGGAAGAGCUAGGAGCCACCCGCCAGGGAGAUGCAUCAGCGCCGUUGCUUACUCCUAGGCGCAAUGAACAUAUGGCGACCAGCGGACAACGGACGGGCAUCGCAUCACAGCCUACCCGACAUGCGAGCCAACGGGUGUGAGAUGAGCACCUGAAUUCCUCGCACCGAUGUGGCCGGCCUUGAGGCAUGCUCUGUAUGCGGGCGGGGUUUGUUUGUCAUACUUUGCAGUGCACUUGCGGUCCCUUCCUGCUGAGAAGCUCAGUAGUCGAUGUGUUACGUCGAGGCGCAAUCCCAGCAUACUUUGUAACGUGUAAUAAUCGGCGCUUGCGAAAGUCACGGGUUGCCCACCAUGAGGACAUACUUGUCCCCGGGGACCCGUGCGCCGCUGCCGUGAGGGUUGGCUACGCUGACUGUACACUAUUGUGCGCAUCAGGUCAUGACUGUGCACUAUUGUUGGCUAUGCUGACUGUACACUAUUGUGCGCAUAAGGUCAUGACUACCGUAGAUAUGUUGCGGUCAAAGCGGUUGGUAAGGGCUUUCGCACAUUCACGCUGUCAGUGGGAAGACCUAUGUGGGUUGUACGCUUAUUUGCUUGGGAGCAGAUUGCCUGACGUGGGGGUUUCGAAGGGGGAUGCUGCCACAUACAAGAUGCCUGUUCACAGCAGCGAGAUACUGAGCGAGUUGCAACCUAAAUGGCAUGUCUGCGUCGUGCGUGAUUGCCAUGUAUUGCUGGCUACCAAGCCGCCAUGGGGACUGGGGAGGGAAUAAGGGGUUAUCGGUAAUCGCCAAAAGGCUCACAGCCAGGACAUGCGGUAGGUGCGGGCGUGCGGCACAACAUGAAGUCCAAAGGGGCAAGAGGGAGCGGGAUGCCCCUUAACGUAGGGGUAUGUGUCCUGGCGCGAACCGCUUCGAACCCAUACUUUGCUCAAGGGCAGUCCGUGAAGUGGGUAACGUGGGCCUUGUUUCAGGUUGUUCGUCCUCAGACUGUGGAGGGCGUGUGUGGAGGGGCUCAGCCCCUUUUCCCGUGACCGGGGAACACUUGUCAGCUUUUUUGGACCCACCGA